Molecule: messenger RNA, 2877 nt
Organism: Amaranthus tricolor (Joseph's coat)
Lineage: Eukaryota; Viridiplantae; Streptophyta; Magnoliopsida; Caryophyllales; Amaranthaceae
Exons: 15
Coding region: 122-2866 (914 amino acids)
Molecular function (GO): protein binding
Source: RefSeq, a predicted model, not a curated record
AAACUUUGAUUAUCCAACAAACUCAAACAACAAAAAAAAAAUAAUAAUAAAUUGCAGAGUGUAGUAGUUUUCGCCUCACAAGUCACAACUCUUUUGAUCAUUCAGAAGCAGAGAAAAGCAAAUGGGAGAAGAAGGGGUUAAAUUGGAUACAUGGGGUUAUCAAGUGAGAACCUCCUCUGAUAAUUGUAUAUCUGCCAUUAAUGACUUCUAUUACCAGGUGUUGAACUUUGGGCGAAAAAGGGCAAUCGUAUUAGAGGCUGCUAUUCAUGAUGAAACUUGUGUUUUAGCCAAUAUUUUGGCUGCCCAUCACUGCUUUCCUGCUCGACUUUCUGAAGCUCUUUCCUUUCUUCAAUCCGCAAAGUCUCACUAUGAUGAAGCAACAGAUUAUGAGAAAGCUGUGUUUGAUGCUGUUUCUUGUUUGAUCUCUGAGGAUGGGGAUGAGGAUGUUGCUUUGGAGAUGCAUUUUAAGUUGUUGAAAGACUUUCCUAGAGACCUGGUCUCUUUGAAGAGGGCUCAAAUUCUUUGCUUCUAUAUGGGGCAGCCAAGGCCAUCUCUUGAUCUUGUUAAACAGGUACUGCCCGAGAAUGAAAAUGAAGCCUUUAUUCAUGGCAUGCUUUCCUUUCCUCUUUUGGAGCUCGGAUGCAUGAAGGAUGCAGAAAGAGCAGCAAGAAAGGGACUUGAGAUCAACAAGGAAGAUGUUUGGGCGCAACAUUGUCUGUGCCAUAUUCUUCAAUAUGAAUGUCGUUUUGCUGAAGCUGUACAAUUCAUGGUGGAAUGCUCGCCUUCAUGGAGUUCUUGUUCUUCAUUCAUGUAUGCACAUAAUUGGUGGCAUGUUGCUAUUUGUUACUUGGAAGGUCAUUCUCCGGUUGCGAAGGUCCUGUAUGUGUAUGACCAUUGUAUUAUGAGGGAACUAGAUAAACCUGAUGCUGCACGCUCAGAGGUCAUUCUAAAUGCAUUAGGAUUGCUAUUGAGGUUACAUAUAAGGGGUGAAAUAAGUCUCUUUAAGGACAGUUUGAAGAAUUUAGCUGAACUUUUGACUGACAAAGCUCUUUGGUACUUGGAGUGGCAGCUUGAUUUGCUUAUACUUUGGGCCUUAACAAGCAAUGACAAUGUUCCUGCAGCACAAAACUUACUUGAAGGCUUAAAUUUCAAAGUGUCAAAAAUGAAGGAUAAGAAGCAGAAGCUGAUGAAAAAAGGACUUUCUCUUGCAGAAGCGUUAUAUGAGUAUGGUAGGGGUAAUGAUGAGGCUGCGCUACAGAAGUUGGGUUCAGAUUUUGACGCUUGCGACUAUAAGGUGAUUGGGGCAUCUGAUGAACAAAUUGACGUGUUUAAUGAAGUUUGGUAUAGCCUACUACUGAAUACGGGAAAAGCUGCCAAAGUUAAUUUAGUGAUCGAGGUCAUUGAGAGACGAGUUGAAACAAGGGAUGGUGUACCCUUUUUAUGGCGUUUACUGGAGUUUGAAAACUUUGGAGACAACGUAGACUGCUCCAGUCACUUUGUUACGGAUAGGGAAUUUAUCUCCAUAGAUGAGUUACAUAGUUGGGCCGAUGCGAUAGCAAUAACAAUUGGUUUUCAAUUUACACGUGCUUCUUAUAAAAAGAAAGAAGGACGUUCCAGAGUUAGUUGUUAUUUAAGAUGUCACCGCUAUGGUAAACUUAGGGGUGAUGUAGAUAAUGUAGAUAAUGUUGCCCGACCUGGUUCUAAAAGUAGGAGUUGUGGGUGUAAAUUUAUGAUUGUAGGAAGUAGUCGUAAACCAGGAGAAAGACCUUGGACGGUAAGGGUGUGUCCUGGUGAAAAGGGAAAACAUAACCACCCGUUCUUGGUGUACAGAGAUGGUCAUGUAAGGGCGAGGAUUAAUGUAGAUAUUCGGGAGCACAUACGACAGCUUAGUGUAACCGGAAUGCAACCGGCCUUUAUUAUGAAUUCUAUUAGAGAUAAUUUUCCUGGUUUUUAUGCUAGUAUGAAUCAGAUAUAUAAUAUUAGGCAAUCAAUAAGGAGAGAUGAAAUUGAGGGCAGAACUCCCCUUCAACACUGUCUUCAUAUGGCCACAGAACAUAAUUAUGUGGUCUGGACAGAGUUGGAUAAUGACGGGCACUUGAGCAGACUUUUAAUUGCAAAUCCUACUUCAAUCCAAAUGAUACGUACGUGGCCGUAUGUUGUGCUGAUAGAUACAACGUACAAAACGAACAAACCAAAGUGGUCACUAUGUGAAGUGAUCGGAAUGACGCCAACAAAUCACAACUUCUUGGUUGCGUUUUGUUUGAUGCGAGAUGAGGCGGCUGUGUCGUACUCGUGGGUGCUGCAGGGAUUGAGAGAUAUUUUCGGCACUGCUCAGACUCUUAGCGUCAUUGUAACCGAUCGUGACGAAGGUUUAUCUGCAGCUAUUCGUGACGUCUUCCCAGAUGUACGUCAUUUGUUAUGCACCUGGCAUAUUGGCAACGAUGUUGAGAACAUGGUGGACAAGUUGUGCGGCGGCAAGAAAAAUCAACAAGGGCAGUUAUUCAGGAAAAGUAGAUGGAACCCCUUGGUUGAAAGUGCUACAAUCCGGGAAUAUGAAAAGAGAUGGGAAGGGAUCGUCAGUACGUGGUCGGUUAGGAACCGAAGGGUCGUUCGGUAUUUGACUGGAACAUGGAUUCCACUUAGAGAGAAAUUUGUGCGUGCGUGGACGAAUGAUUGUUUACACUUGGGUAACCAUACUACCAGCAGAGUGGAAAGCCAACACUCGUCUUUUAAGUAUUACCUUGGUAGCGGUAAUAGCUCAUUCGAUACCCUUUUCAAAAGGGCGCACGCACAGAUUACAAAUCAACAAGCUAAAAUCCGACAAUCGCUACAGGAAUACAUGACUUCUGUACCAAGAACGCUAUGACAGUAUUUCUU